AACUAAGUAUUAAAUUAUAUUUAUAAACUUGGACUUGAAAAUAUAGCAAAAAUAAUAAAGCUGAAGUGUAUAAAAUUAUACAAUAAAUAACCAUAAUGAACUUUCGAGAACUUUAUUAUGAUAACUAAAUAAAAUUGUUAUUUAUUAGUAUACUUAAAUUUGUAAUCUAUACGCUAAUUGUUAUUAUGAAAUAUUAGUAAUAAUUAAUAAAGGAAAUAAAAUGAGUGAUUCAACUGUAAAACCCAUAGAAGACCCAAAGGUAGUCAUGGAAUUAGAGGGUAAAGCCAAAUUACGAAAGUGGCUGAAUAUGAAUUUUAGAAUAGAGAUGACAGAUGGAAGAGUCCUUAUAGGAGUAUUUCUGUGUACUGACAGAGAUGCCAACGUUAUUUUAGGAGCUUGUUCAGAAUAUCUCAAAGGUGUGGAUGGUGAAACUGAGGAGCCACGGGUGUUGGGUCUAGUCAUGGUACCAGGGCGUCACAUUGUAUCUAUACAGAUUGAUGACACAACACCAUCUCAAAAAUAUUUCUUUGAUGAAUGACAAAAAAAUACUGUAAUAUUUAGAUAAUAUAAAUAAUAACAAAAAAGAAUAAUUAAAUAUUUUUGUUUAAUUUAAGAUUGCAUUUUAGUUAACUUCUGCAAUGUUAGUUUUAAUAAAUCUUUUUCAAGAUAAAUAUUUUUGGAAUCAUUAGAAAAUGGAUUAUAUUCAUUAUGUUUACUUGCACCUAUUGAGUCAACAAAACUUAACAAAUCAUUGCAAAUUACUUGAAUACUUUUUGGUUCAUUUAGAACUUCAUUCAAAAAUUCUUUUUUUAAAAUGUCAUUUAAGCAAAUGUAGGGAUGCUUAAAUAUCUUUUUAAAAUUCAUGUAAAAAUGUACACACAAACUUCUGACAUCCUCAUCUUCAUCUUGCAAGAGAAUGAUUGCUGAUUUAAUAGCAUUAAUUUUUACAUCAUCAGAAUAACUGCUUAACUCAUUUCCAAAUUCAUUAUUGGCUAAUGUUGCUAUAUAUCUCAUGUCUACAUCAUUAUUUUCAGGAUUACAUAAUUCAUAAAUGCUUUUUGACAAUAAUAAUAAAUCUUCAUUUUUUCUUUGUUUUACCAGGAGUCUAGUAGAGAAUGGAAUCAGAUAUCUUAGUUUGUAUGAAGUAUCUUUUAUAUGUUUAUGUAUUCCUUGAAUGUUACAUAUUUCCACAUUGAUGUCUAUUUUAAGAGAAAUAUUAUAAAGUAAUUUCCAUAACGAUGAACUCUCAAAUAUAAUUUCAGAUGACAAGAGUAUUUUUGCAGAUUCUAAUAAGAAAUCUUCAAAUGGCUUUGUAUCACUUUCUAUUCUUUCAAUAAAUGUAUCACAGUAUAACACAAACUCGUGAGUCUUUAAAAGUAAACUCAGUGUAUCAGGAACCACACUCCAUGGCAUAUUUUUUAUAUAUUUCUGAAUCUUAGAAUUUGCCCAGAGGGACACUCCUGGCUCAUAUCUCUUACUAUUUUCUUCACAAAGUAUAUUUUUAAUCAAUUCAAUUGUAAUAUUUUCACAUUCAUUACAGAACUUAUCCUGAGUCCAUCUACACAUAUAUGAUUGAGAAUUUUGCUUUAAUACGUCAUGAUACUUUCUACUUAAUUUGUCUAAUUUUAUUAACUCCGUAUGAGAAAAAUAUUUAUAACAAUUUGAAAUUAACAUGAGAAUUCCAUGCAAAUAAUUUUCUGUUAAAAUUUCGAUAUUUUCAAGAACAUUAAAUAAUUUAUCAAAUGAAUAUAUAUUUGUUAUACAUUGUGAGGUCAAUCUUCUUACAGUGUAGAUUGGACUGCCGAGCAACGACAAGAGAUUUGAUAAAAGACUUAGAUCAGAAUUUUCUUGUUCUAUCAAGUCAAAAGAGAAAUUAUAUCUUUUGGCCAAACUUGCUAAGACAUUAAGUAUUGGUACUAAAUUGGAAUGUGCUUGAAUUAUAUCUUUGUAAUCAUUUUGUUUAAUUUGCUUGAUGAUAUACCCCCAUAA
Molecule: messenger RNA, 1989 nt
Organism: Vanessa tameamea
Lineage: Eukaryota; Metazoa; Arthropoda; Insecta; Lepidoptera; Nymphalidae
Gene: Sbat
Product: N-alpha-acetyltransferase 38, NatC auxiliary subunit
Exons: 3
Coding region: 221-538 (105 amino acids)
Cellular component (GO): NatC complex
Molecular function (GO): RNA binding
Source: RefSeq, a predicted model, not a curated record